This is a messenger RNA of Alligator sinensis (Chinese alligator), 1949 nucleotides long. RefSeq names its product adhesion molecule with Ig like domain 3 (gene AMIGO3). Gene Ontology annotation, biological process: brain development. The coding region runs from base 223 to 1746 and encodes 507 amino acids. NCBI's taxonomy places the organism in Eukaryota, Metazoa, Chordata, Crocodylia, Alligatoridae. The transcript has a single exon. Gene Ontology annotation, molecular function: protein binding. The record is from RefSeq and is a predicted model, not a curated record.
UGCCUGAUUAUCCUGAACUAACUUACGGAUUCUGCUUGGCGUGGAGCAGCUUCUGAAAACACCCUGCUACUAGCAGUGGGUACUUGGCACCUGGCAGGGAGUGAUGUUGAGUUACCAGUCCUUCUAAUACUGGAUAGAAAGACUCCUUUUGACCUUCUCUUAGCUCAGUGAUAGCCAAACUCCAAAGUACUGGAUGCAUAGGGAGGUUCCUUCUCUCACACAAUGACUACACGGUAUUCUCUCUGGAAACAUCUAGGAAAGCUGCUGAUGGUCUUAGAACUAUGUGUUCAAGGCAUCAUGAUAAGUACUUCACCCCCACCCCCUAGAUGCCCCAGUGUCUGCAUCUGCACCUCCGAUCUCUUGAGCUGUACUAGGCAGAAUCUCCAGCAGGUACCUCUAACACUGCCUCCCACAGCAACCACCUUGGAUCUCAGCCACAAUGUCCUCUUCCAGCUUCACGAUCACUGGCUGGCUUCCCUGCCACGGCUCCAGGCCCUCCGCAUCAGUCACAACCAGAUUAAAGACCUUUUUCCAAAGACCUUCCACAAUGCCACUUACUUGAGACACCUGGACAUAUCCUCCAAUUACUUGCAUGCUGUGGAGAGAUAUUACUUUGAUGUGUUGGUAAACCUGGAAGAGCUUCUAAUUUAUGACAACUGGAUCAUACGGGUAGAUGAAAAAGCCUUUGCCAGGCUAAGCAGCUUGCAGAAGCUCUACUUGAGCUGGAACAACUUAACCAAGUUCCCCUUUCAAUCCAUGCAAGGAUUCAGUCACCCCAAACUCAGGACACUGGACCUCUCCUCCAAUAAUCUGAGCAGCAUUCCCAUUGAUGAGAUUAUGGCCUUGCCCGUGUCCAUUAAAAAUGGCUUGUAUCUCCACAACAACCCAGUGAAGUGUGACUGUACACUCUAUCAGAUGUUCCAGCAAUGGAAGCAGCGAGGCUUCAGCUCCGUGCAGGACUUCCUCGAGGAGCAUACAUGCAGGGCCUUUGACAAUGUGGCCCGGUCCUUAGUUAGAUUCCUCAAGUACAGCACAAUUUUUGAGAACUGUUCCUUGAGAAAAGGAUAUCUUGGUGCACCAGAGGUGAAUCUCAGAGUGCUUGUGGAAAAGCCCCUGCUGAUGGACUGUAACACAAGUGUGCAUGACCCCUCUGCCACCUACAUGUGGAUCUCACCUCACCAUGAACCCAUCACACACCCUGGGAACAGUAAUCAUACCCUUGAAGUUUACCACAAUGGGAGUUUAAAGAUCACAGCAGCCAAGCCAUGGCAUUCUGGGGUAUAUAUAUGCAUAGCUAUAAGCAAGCACUACAACCUCAACAAAUCCCAUGAGGUCAAUGUAACAGUUCACUACCCUAAGCUGGAUGGGGAAUUCUUCAAUACAGGCCUCACCACCCUCCUGGGGUGUGUAGUCAGCCUGGUGCUAGUUUUCAUGUACCUGUACCUCACUCCAUGCUGCUGCUUCAGAUGCUGCAAAAGGUCUGCUACCCUGAGUCCUCCCCAGGAAUGCAGUGCUCAGUCCUCGAUUCUGAGCACCACACCACCAGCCACAGAGGGACCCAGCCGCAAGAUCAGCACCCACAAGCACGUGGUGUUCUUAGAGCCCAUCAAGGAGGUACAAAAUGGCAAGAUCCAACUGGCAGUCAGCGAAGAUUUCCCAGAUACCAAGAACCCCAAAAUCCCACAGCUCAAGUCAGACUCUGAAUCCAUUGGUUCUAUCUUCUCGGACACCCCCAUCAUGUCAUAGGUAGGGACCUACUGGAUUUGAUGCCGCUGCCCACUGAUUUGACAGGCAGAAUGCGGGACCCCGCAGCCACUUCACAGGUGGAGUGCAGUGGCUCCCCAACACUUCUGAUUGGCCGAGGGCUCCUAAUGGCCCUGCCCCUUGCCACUGGUUGGCUGUGAGGGCUGUCCAUCAUACAGCCCUACCCCACCUUGCUGCUGAUUGGU